AUGCUUUCCUUCAGAACCAGAGGCUACAACGGCUACGCCGUUCAGUACUCUCCAUACUUCGACAACAAGCUUGCUGUGGCCACGGCUGCCAACUACGGCUUGGUGGGAAACGGGCGUCUUUUCGUGUUGAACAUCGAGCCCAACGGAACCAUUUCCAGUCCCAUCUCGUGGGAGACACAGGACGGAUUGUUCGACAUAGCAUGGAGUGAGAUCCACGAAAACCAGCUCACGGCCGCUAGUGGUGAUGGUUCCAUCAAGCUCUUCGACUUGACUGUGGGUGAGUUUCCCGUGAUGAACUGGAAGGAGCACACACGAGAAGUGUUCUCGGUCAACUGGAACUUGGUCGACAAGGCCAACUUCGUCAGUGCCAGCUGGGACGGCACCAUCAAGAUCUGGUCGCCUCAACGUGCACAGUCUCUUUUGACGUUGAAUCCCGGGUCCACCGACUACACCACCAGAACAUCUCCCCUCCAACAAACAGCAAAGCCUCCCAUGUCCCACCAACAACAGCACCAGGGAGCCAAUACGGCUCAGUGCAUCUACAACGCAUCGUUCUCGCCCCACUCGCCGUCGACGUUGAUCAGCUGUGAUGGCUCGUCCCACGUCCAGAUCUGGGAUACCAGACAACCCCAUCCGUUGCAGAUCGACUGGGUGGCCCAUGGAGGCAUGGAGACCCUCUCGUGCGACUGGAAUAAGUACAAGUCGACCAUAGUGGCGUCAGCAGGAACAGACAAGUCGGUACGAGUGUGGGACUUGCGAAUGCUUACCAACAUCGACCAGCCUCAGUCGCAGGCACCCAUGCCUGCCUACCAUAUCCGAGGUCCUACGCCGUUGAACCAGCUCUUGGGCCACGAGUUUGCGGUCAGAAAGGUCCAGUGGUCGCCCCAUGACUCCCAGGAACUCUUGAGCACCUCCUACGACAUGACAGCUCGGGUGUGGAGGGACGAGUCCAACGACAGAGCCCGUUUUUUGAACAUGAAUAACGGAGGAUGUAAGGGUGUGAUGGGUGCACACAAGGAGUUUGUCAUUGGAUGCGACUACAGCUUGUGGGGUGAGCCAGGGUGGGCUGCCACCACUGGCUGGGACGAGAUGGUGCACGUCUGGGAUUCCAAGAGAUUAUGA
Suhomyces tanzawaensis NRRL Y-17324 is the source of this 1122-nucleotide messenger RNA. RefSeq names its product Pex7p (gene PEX7). The record is from RefSeq and is a predicted model, not a curated record. Gene Ontology annotation, biological process: protein import into peroxisome matrix. The transcript has a single exon. NCBI's taxonomy places the organism in Eukaryota, Fungi, Ascomycota, Pichiomycetes, Serinales, Debaryomycetaceae. Bases 1 to 1122 code for a protein of 373 amino acids. Gene Ontology annotation, cellular component: cytosol; peroxisomal matrix. Gene Ontology annotation, molecular function: protein binding.